AUGGCUUCAGUGACGUCGCUGGACAAGGACCUGCGCCAGAUGCGCCUCGACAAAUACACCCCCGCCGCCGCCAACGAAGCCCGGAAAUGGAUUGAGGACACCCUCGGCGAGAGGCUCCCGUCCUCAGACCUCCUCGAGGGGCUCAAGGAUGGCGUCGCGCUGUGCAAGCUCGUCAACCGCGCCGUGCCUCCGCCUGGCGUCAGGUUCAAGCAGUCGGCCAUGCCCUUCGUCCAGAUGGAAAAUAUCUCGCACUUUCUCCGCGCCUGCCAGGCCCCGCCCCUGAACCUGCAGCAGCACGACAUGUUCCUCACCGUCGACCUGUUCGAGCAAAAGGACCCCGCCCAAGUGCUGCAAUGUCUCGGCGCAUUCAGCAGGGCCGCCAACGCCGUGAAUCCGAGAAGCUUCCCCACGGCCAUAGGGCCCAAGACGCGCGGCGUCGUGAGCCCGCAAGGCACCGGCGCCGCUCCCGCGACUCCGACUGGACUCCGUGAUAGGGGCACGUCCAUCACGAGCAACACCUCGUCCGCGUACGGCGCUUCCAAGCCAGUGCUGCCGCACCGAACCGGAGAUUCCGCGUCUGGCCGCUGGAGCCCGACCAAGGGCCAUGGCAAGACACCAUCGAGCGGCGGAUCGCCCGGCACCGUCAGCAGCUGGAGCAAGCGCGAACAAGAAGGCGCCACAUCGCCCGCCUGGAACAUUGCUCAGUACGGCUACAUGGGUGGCGCCAGCCAGGGAAAUCUGGGAAUUGCCUUUGGAGGGAGACGCCAAAUUACCAACGCCGGCCCGCAGGUUCCCAGCCUGGCCGACAAGGAACGACGCCGCAGAGAGGAAGCGGAGCGCCAGCGCCAGGAAGCCGAGGACGAAGAACGCCGUCGUCGAGCGGAGGAGGAAGAGGCCAAAAGAGAAGAGGAGCGCCGAUGGGAGGAAGAGACGGAGAGACUGCGCGAGGAGGAGCGGAGAAAGGCCGAAGAGGAGAAGAGGCAAUGGGCCGAGCAGGAGCGCCAGUGGCAGCUGGCAGAGCAGCAGCGCCUCAAGGAAGAGCGGGAGGCCGAGGCCCGCCUGCAGGAGGAGCGUCGUCGUGCGCGAAGCCAGAGCGACAACAAGCUUCGCGGCCAGUUCCUGAGCCAGUACCAGGCCGAACAGGCCGACGCGGAGAACAGCCACACCUCUCGGAUAAAGGAGCUGGAAAAGGAGCUGGAGCUGGCCCGCCAGCGCGAGGCGGAAUACGAGCGCGAGCGCCAGGGGAGGCCGUCACGCAGCGACCGACCAGCCAACGAGAUAACGCCCCCGAAGCCGAGGUCCCGGAGCCGGCACGCCGCCACGGCAUCACCGCCGGCGGCCAAGGGGCCGGACCGCGAGCCCGCCCGCUUCGAGUCGUGGUCCAAGGACGAGCGCGAGGUGCUCCAAACGGCUUGGAACCAACACCAGGAGCGUCUGGAAGAGGAAGACGCGCAAGACACGCCCUCGCCCCUCGUAACAACGCGCCGUCCCUUGCCCGACCCCACCGCCGCCGCGGCGCCGAAGAUUAAGAGCCCGAGCGGCGGCAGCCGGCCCCUCCCCGACCCGUCCAAGUACACGUCCCCUCCCGCGCCGCAGCCCAGCCGCACCGACCGGUUCCUCGCGGGCAACGCGCCGCCCGCGCAGGCCGCCGCGCAGACGACGUACGCGCGCGAGCUGGGCGCCACGGAGGAGCGCGACGGCGAGGACCGGCGCCGCGCGCAGUCCCAGGCCAAGACCAAGGCCGGCGGCUGGGCGUCCAAGUCGCUGCUCGAGCGCGAGAUGGAGAUGGAGCGCGAGCGCCAGCGCGAGUGGGAGGAGGCCCAGCGCGAGACGGCCAGGGCCGCCCGCCCCGCCGACGGGGCCGUCGACGGCAUCGGCGGCGGCGUCGGCGGCCGCUGGGACGUCGGCCAGUGGAGCGGCUACACGGGCGGAGACAGCCAGAACAGGGGCGGCCAGGGCAUCGGCGCCGGGAGGAGGCAGAUUGUCGGCCCGCGGCCCCUCCCCGGCGCGGGCAGGUGA
Molecule: messenger RNA, 2019 nt
Organism: Purpureocillium lilacinum
Lineage: Eukaryota; Fungi; Ascomycota; Sordariomycetes; Hypocreales; Ophiocordycipitaceae
Biological process (GO): actin filament organization
Cellular component (GO): actin cytoskeleton
Molecular function (GO): actin filament binding
Source: RefSeq, a predicted model, not a curated record